This is a messenger RNA of Fusarium subglutinans, 1200 nucleotides long. RefSeq names its product metallo-beta-lactamase superfamily. The transcript has a single exon. The record is from RefSeq and is a predicted model, not a curated record. NCBI's taxonomy places the organism in Eukaryota, Fungi, Ascomycota, Sordariomycetes, Hypocreales, Nectriaceae. Bases 1 to 1200 code for a protein of 399 amino acids.
AUGCUCAUCUCACCACUCCACCAAGAUCAUCUCGUCCCGGAGACAUUAAUGGCGGACACAAGCCCCGUCAUCCGUCCUGAGACGCCUCCGGACUUGCAUAUCCCAGAUUCGCAGGCCACUGUGAAGGUGUCAAUCAUUGAUACCACUAGUUAUAUGAGCAACUUUCCCAUGUGGGCUUUCCUCGACCCAUUGAUGCCUGGGCAUGAGGAGAUGAAAGGUUGCGACUUUUCCUUUAUUAUUGAACAUCCCAAGAGUGGCAACAAGUAUGACACUUUGCUCUUUGAUCUUGGUGUCCGCAAAGACUGGGAGAAUUUACCGACACCAUUUGUCCAAGGUAUCAAGGCAGGGGGUUGCAAGAUUGAGGUGCAAAAAGAUGUCGCCACUAUUCUGAAGGACAACGGGAGAGACUUGUCCGAGGUGGGAGGUAUUAUUUGGUCUCACUGGCACUUUGACCAUGUUGGCGAUGCCCAGACAUUCCCAGGCACAACAGAUAUCAUCGUCGGACCCGGGUUCAAGAAGGCCCACGUCCCAGCCUGGCCUACAGAUCCUGAGUCUCAUAUUGACGAAAAGGCAUGGCAAGGUCGCACACUGCGCGAAAUUGACUUUGCUGCAGAAGAAGGAAAAGGCCUGAAGAUCGGCCAAUUUGAUGCUCUCGACUUCUAUGGCGACGGAAGCUUUUACCUCCUAAACACUCCUGGUCACACCAUCGGCCAUCUUUCCGCCCUUGCUCGAACAACAGUUGAUCCCCCAACCUUUAUCUUCAUGGGGGGAGAUAUCGCACACCACGGAGGAGAGUUCCGGCCAACACCAUACAUGCCUCUUCCCGCCGAGAUCUCGCCCAACCCAUUCAACCGCGUUUUACUACGCCCAGCGCUUACAUGCCCUGGAGAGAUCUUUGUUGAGAUUCAUCGCAACAAGAGCCGCACAGAGCCCUUUUUCGACCCGACCACCGCCGAGGGCGCGUGGCAUCACUGUGCUCACGAAGCGAAACGCAGCAUCGACAAGCUGACCGAGUUCGAUGCUUACGAGAAUAUUUUCCCUGUCAUUGCGCAUGAUAACAGCUUGUAUGGCGUUGUCGAUGUUUAUCCAAAACCAGCAAAUGAUUGGCUCGCAAAGAGUUGGAAGGACAAGACCAGAUGGGGUUGGCUCAAUGAGUUCGACCCUAGUAUUGCAGGAUUGGCCAAGGCUAGUGAACCAUGA